Molecule: messenger RNA, 7275 nt
Organism: Morone saxatilis (striped sea-bass)
Lineage: Eukaryota; Metazoa; Chordata; Actinopteri; Moronidae
Gene: htr4
Product: 5-hydroxytryptamine receptor 4
Exons: 7
Coding region: 250-1419 (389 amino acids)
Biological process (GO): regulation of appetite; chemical synaptic transmission; adenylate cyclase-activating adrenergic receptor signaling pathway
Cellular component (GO): plasma membrane
Molecular function (GO): G protein-coupled serotonin receptor activity
Source: RefSeq, a predicted model, not a curated record
CUUGUCCACAUUCCCACUUGAAUCCGCUGCUCCUCUUAUCGCUUCAUUCCUCUGAGGACUCGGGAGGAGCGUCAGCCCGCAACCCCGACCCAACUCUAUUUUCUCUUUUAAGGUGCAGUAAUUAGUCAUUCGCUCUGAGCUCGGGCUGAAGAACAAUGUGAUUCUGGCUCAUGGGGAUUUAGUGUCGUGACACGCUUUCGGGACCCGGCGUCUCCACAAGGAAAUGGGACUCUCUGCAUUUAUGGUUACAUGAAUGUCAGCGCUGCAGGCCAGAUGCCGGUGAUGGAGGAGCUUGUCAGUGAGAGCAUGCUAAAGCAGAUGGCCCUGAUCUGCUUCCUGUCUCUGGUCAUGCUGAUGAGCAUCCUGGGAAACCUGCUGGUCAUGGUGGCCGUCUGCAAGGACAGACAACUCAGGAAAAUCAAGACUAACUACUUUAUCGUGUCUCUGGCGUUUGCUGACUUGCUGGUGUCGGUCCUUGUAAUGCCGUUUGGUGCCAUCGAGCUGGUCCACCAGCACUGGAUCUACGGUGAGACCUUCUGCCUGGUCCGGACCUCGCUGGACGUCCUGCUGACCACCGCGUCCAUACUGCACCUGUGCUGCAUCGCCCUGGACAGGUACUACGCUAUCUGCUGCCAGCCUCUGGUCUACCGGAACAAAAUGACCCCCAUGCGCGUGGCUCUGAUGAUCGGCGGCUGCUGGGUUAUUCCCACCUUCAUCUCUUUCCUGCCCAUCAUGCAGGGGUGGAACAGCAUUGGCAUCAACCACCUGAUUGAGGAGAGGCGCCACAGCGAGGGCAGCAAUUCCACAUCCUGUGUCUUCAUGGUCAACAAGCCAUACGCCCUCACCUGCUCAGUGGUGGCCUUCUACAUCCCUCUAAUCCUCAUGGUGCUGGCCUACCAGAGGAUCUACAUCACAGCCCGUGCACACGCCCUGCAGAUCAGCAUGCUGCAGCGGGCAGGGGGAGCCGGUGCAUCGGACUCUGCUGACCAUCAACGCAACCAUCGUAUGCGAACAGAAACUAAGGCAGCAAAGACUCUGUGCAUCAUUAUGGGGUGUUUCUGCCUCUGCUGGGCGCCGUUCUUCGUUACCAAUGUGGUGGACCCCUUUAUAGACUACACAGUGCCGGACAAGCUGUGGGUGGCCUGCCUGUGGCUGGGCUACAUCAACUCCAUGCUGAACCCCAUCCUCUACGCUUUCCUCAACAAGUCCUUCCGCCGUGCCUUCCUCAUCAUCCUGUGCUGUGGGAGGAAGAGGUACCGCAGGCCGUCCAUCCUGGGGUCCGGAGCUCCCUGCACAGCCACGCAGAUCAACGGCUCCACACAUGUACUCAAGUAUUCUGUCCUUCACAACGGGAACCAUGCGGAGCAAGAGAAAAAGUCUCUGCACACUGACACAGAGUCCCACGAGUCCUGCUUGUGACCAGUCACAUCUCCAAUGACCUCGGCUCUCACACUGUCACCACAGAGUCAAUGGACACACACCGCAGCCUCCACACAUCCGGAGCUGAAAUCUAACGCAGAUGCUACGAAUCCAGCAGAGCUCCAGAAACCAGAGCUCCGAUGGGACUUCCAGGAGAGAAAUAUGACAAUGCGAGAGGUGCAUCUGGUUUUAAAGUUCAGCCAAAACCCAACCCAUGGUCUUUAAAGGUGACAGGGACCUAGUGGACUGGAACCAAACCAGUUCUGUCUUUCUGUAAUGUUGGUUCUCCCAUCUGCAGGCCCACAGAGACUGAGCUGUCCCAGUCGAACUGAAUCACAGCCUAAAUGCAACUGUGAUCCCAUCAGCAGGCCCGCUGGUAGCUAUCUGUGCAGUUCAGCUUGUCUUGUGGAGAACCGGCAGCUUCAGUGGAAUGUGUAGGAGAAUUUCACAGCAUGAGAUGUGAUUAAGGACUGGGAGUCGUGGAAGUGAAUUGUGUUGCCAAAGCUAUUUGAUAUUAUAUACAGAGGACCUAUUUCUGAUUAUAAUAUGAUGCUCCCUGUUGUUUUCCAGUAGAAAGUCAGAAAGACUGACAAUAGAUUUUAGAAGGUUGUUCCUUAUAAAACAAGCAUAAGCUGGCAAAUGAGCUUUUAAAACAAGUGUUAUUCAUUAAAAGAGGCAGAGCUGAGAACAAUAUUUCUUUUUCUGAACAUCACAUGUUAAACAUCACAUGUCUUACCCUCAGACACAAAGCUGAAGAACCUGUAUGUGUCCCAGGCCGAAGCUUUCCAGCUUUGCUAAAUCCUUUCAAAGCUGAAAGGAAAAUGUGGCUGCAAGGCUGCGUUAAAUCCUUGACCUAAACUGUUGAAGUGCAUUAUUAUAGAAGCUGCUAGCUCACACUCCAUCUUCAUCACUUUAUGAGGCUCCGUCUGAAUCAUUGUUUUCCACACAAUAAGAAGUUAGAGGACCACAGCGCAUAAAAGCUACUCAUGAAUAAUUUAACAGGCAAUGUGAUGAUGUCGGAGCAAUAUGUGCAUGGUUAUGGUGUGUAAGGGUGUUUGUGUGUGUGUGUGUGUGUAGGGGUGUGUGUGUGUGUGUAGGUGUGUGUGUGUGUAGGUGGUGUGUGUGUGUGUGUGUGACUACAUUUACAGGCUUUUGCAGUCUCUGUAUGUGUUUCCAUGGUGAUGCAUGCUUUCAUGCAAGUGUGUCUCUGAGUGCAUAUGAACAUGUCCCCAUGUGUGAUGUUAGUACGUAUGAAACACCCUUUCCCAUCAUCCUACACUGUGCCGCCAUCUCAGCACACCAUUUAUUCUCUCCGUCCCUGCUCACCUUGGAGCCCAUCCUAAAGAAUGUAUCGGAAAUGUUUCCAUUUGUUUAUAUUCAUGGAAACUGAGAACACUAAAGCCAGCUGUUUACCUUUACCCAUAAUCCAACUCACUGAUAGUUCAUUUCCUGUCAUUUCCCUCGCAGACUGUCCUCUCUGUGUCCUACAGUGGCUGUGGCUUACAGAGUAAAAUUGUAUUCAAAAGGCCACUCACCAGCCAUUUCGGUGCUCUUUUACGCCAUCUUGUUGCUGCUUCUUUUGAUUUUCUGACUGGACAACUGGCAAAACCUACUGAUGAACCAACUCCUAAUGGAUGGAAACAAGCAUUCAUUCACAUUUUCUAUUAUUGAUUGAAAUUCGGUUAAGAUUUGUGAUAUCUUUGUGUGCUGGAUGUGCAAAUACACUACUGAUUGCUAAUAAAUUAGCCAUCAAUUUAUAAACAAUAUGUCAGGGCUGUGUCUGUCAAGCGUAUUGUGGUGCCCCCAAGUGGUAAAAAAUUAUUAAGGCUAAUCCAAGGCUGGACCCAGUUUAACAAGUUCAGAGGACACAUCAACUCUGUCAUUGCGGUAACAAGCAGCUAGUUGUCUUUUUGUCUUUGAUUGGUUGUGAUUAGUACUUUUUGCAAACCAAAUUAAGUAGGCAUGCUACUCUGGAUUCUCACCUAGCCAGGAGCAAGUGAAAGGGGGAUCAGUUGGUUCAGUCAGACCUUAUGUACACUUAACAAUAAGUGAGUCACUUAUGUCUUGUAUGUUGAUGUUGGUACGUUAACAUAUAAGACAUGUGACAUACAUUCCGAAGCAACUGUUUAUCAUGCUGAAGUGUCCUUGAGCAAGAGUUUGUAGUUUGGUUCGUCAUGACACUGUGGUCAGCUUGGAUUAUGUCAGCUACAAUGGAUUGAAAUGAUGAUUCACACUGUCUAUGUGCAUCAAAACGUCAACAGAAAUUUCUCAAACCAUUCCGGGGGCAUAAUCCAGUCCUCUGCUGUCCAUCUGUAUGCUCAGUAUGUUUCAAAUAGUCAAUUUUAGUUUUUUUAAAGCAUACUAAUGGUGUGUUUGACACUGGAGGAUCACUUUAAAGCUCAUGGGGAUUCAGUGUUUUACUCAAGGACACUUGAGGACACAUCUUACAUGUACCUUGGCUAGUGGUCAGAGUUCUGGUAGUCUGACAUCCCACCACCUUUAUUAACACCAGUUAAUAAAAACACACCAAGAAAUGGCUGCUUAUGAUCCCACCAGGAGUCAGUCCAUGCGGUUACACUCAACUUUCCAAGUAUGAAAAACGGUUAGCUAUCAGAUGUCAAUAUCUUUACCCUUCAACCUUUAAUCCCUUGCAAUUUCAAGAAGUUUCCUGUAGGUUGGUAAGAUGAUGAUCUUUACCUCAGUGCUCUUGGAACAGGACUAAAACUUGUUUCAACGACUUGUUACUAAACACUAAAUUCACUAAAAAGGAAUGUUUAAAGGCCAUGUAGACAUCAGCGAAGACAACCAGAAGACUGUAUCUUAAUAUACAGCAACAAUUCAUUUAUGAAAAAAGUUCUUAUACAGAGUUUACUACAUGUAUGCUGAAUUUUUGGGGCUGUUUUAUUAUUGAAUUUUCUGCAGUGCAAAGACAUUUUUCAGCACCAGACAAUAGACGAACGAUGGAUUAUGUUUCCUUCAUUGAUGAACACAUAUAUACAUUUCUUUGUUCUUGUGUUUUUUUUCCCCAAAAAAUUGACUCCUUCAAACUGUAACUUCUUCGAUAGCUGAAGCACAAGCACUUUUUGUGAUUUAAGGAAGGAUCAGUUUAUAUUUUAGUUUAGUAAGUUUUUUUGAGGCAAGUUGAUAAUCCCCCCCAAACAACCUGUGGAUGUUCGUGCAUUUAAAUAUUAUUUAUUGUCCAAUAUAUGUCUAGUGUUCUGAAGAUAAUUAUGAUCUAGAUUACCUAUUUUAAUAUUAAACUCUGACUGUGCAAACUAUGCAUUAGAACCAGUUGCCUGUCAAUUUGUUCCCCCUUUGCAAAUCCUCACUUGUCAAUGUUCAGUUUUAUAAAAAUCUGUAAUGGCAUUCCUUUUUCUUAGAAAAUAAAAAUAAUGAUUUUUCAUAUUAAAUUAAAAAGCUCAAAAUUGUGCAUAUUAUUUAUCAGUUAACUGAAUGAAAGACAUAGUUAUUCAAUAGAUAUUUUCACUGAAAGUGUCUAAUAAAAUGUUUUGCUCCCAGGAAAAUUGGCCUUAACUUCCUGCUGAUUUUGGAUUUCCAACAUUGUGGAAGUCAGUGAAAGUUGGUAAUGAGGCCCAUUUAUUAUUAUUAUUUUUACUGUUUUUUUUAAUUAGAACAAUUGAAGACAAACUUAGAUUGUACAUUUUUCUUUGGAGUUUUGUUUUCUACCAUCGUAAAUGUUCACAAUGGUGCACUUUUCUGAAAUAGCAUCCCAGUGAUCGACUUGUGUCCUUGCUCUGUCUUCAUUAACAUGACCUCUCACUGCAGAGCGAGACCACAAAAGGCUGAGAACAAAGCCUGCAGAAUAUAAACUAAAUGAGACACAGUUCCACAGAGACCUUUUUGGUCCUAAGAGGUUGCAAAAUUCUGCAUUUUUUUUGUAAGCAAUUACAUUCCUGUUUCCAGCAUCUUUAAACCCACAAUUUUCUUUCAAACAAAUGUCUGUUUAUUGAUUUUGCACAAGUAUAAAAUGAGACAGACUUUGUGGCUUGAGUGUCAGGCAUUUUUAGUUUUUUUUUAUAUUCAGCCUAUUUUUUCUUUACUUUGGUGUUCAAUAGCCGCCCCCUUCCACGGCUGCAGUUUCCAUGACAUCUGUGGAAGCUUAAUGUCAGGCGGUGUGUGUGUCCAUUCUAGUGUGGAGAUGUUUGUGUGUGUGUGUACAUGUGUGUGUGCCGCGUGGGAAGCUCCUCAACAGUCUAAAAUUAGGGAACUCAAGCUCACCUACCUUCAUGAAAUUUAAUGAGCCAAAAAGUGUAAGGAAGGCCAUUUUUGGAGAUGUACCAAACACAUCACGAGAUAUAAAAAAAAUCAAUCUGAGCACGCUCUAGUUCUCCAGUUUGGAGCCGUCUGAGAGAUUCAAGGGGUCAUAGUUAUUUCAGGUAGAAGGGGGAGCAUGAAGAAAACCCUGCUGCUCAAAUGGAACUACUUUCAAGUCAGAAAUCUAUUUACUACUUCAAAGAAGCAGUUAGAGCAUUCGUCUGCCUGUGAAUAAAUUUGGAUUCAUGUUUUGUAAAAAUCCAUCCCCAGAACUCCUAGGUUCAUUCGUGUUAGGUGAGCCUUAUGUUUCCAUGUGAUCAUGAAUACACAAAGUCAGUGCUGAAAACACAGGCAGAGUGAGCUCAGAGUGCUGGAGGUGAGCUGUGGUCAACCUGAAUUCUUUGCCAGUGUUCCUCAGAGAGACACAAGCUGUCUUAUAUUAAUAAGGUGCACUACAAUAAGGUGACUUUGGGAAGCCUGUCCAAUGUACAACGAUAACCUCUGGAUGGUUUGGAGCCAGAAAGCAGCACUGCCACUGAUAUAUGAAUUAAAUACAGUAUCCUAACUGCUACAACCCCACAGGACUCAGUUCCUUCAACAUGAAGCUGACAUGGUGAUUGGUGAGGGUUGCAUUGUUAGAUCAGAUAAUGGAAGAUUUAAUUCCAUUAAGAAUCCAUUCUCUACCUUGAGCAGAGUCUGUAGCCUUUAAAAGCCUUUUGUCUCCUCAAUAUCCCAUGAUACAUGACCAAUUCAUUCCAAAAUAAAAAAUAAAAAUGUUUGGAGAAGAAACUAAUGAUGUAGUUGAUGGUUCAAUAUUUCUUCAAAUACAGAAACAGAGUCAAAGAGUUCAUCCAGAAUAAUCACCAACUCUCUGGUUUCAUUCAGUUUUGCACAUGUGACUUUUUUUCCAAUGCUGGAUUCUACACUUCAUGUAACCUCACAGGUAAUAUUUAGUACUGAAGUUCUCAAACAGCCUCUUUGCCUUCUUUAUUUGCAUAAUGGAAAUGUCCCUUGAACAUAUUUUUAACAUCUUACCUGCCUUCUUAAAUGUCAGAUGCAGCCACUGUCUGAGUCUUACUUUGUAACUCAAUUUUUGCUGAUUCAGACAAAGAAUUUAGCCAAAUUUCCAGCUGUCAGAGGUUUCAAUGAGAUCUGUAAAUUGAGAGGUUGCUGCUUGGAUGUACAGGAUACAAGACUAAUUCAGCAUUAAGGAAAGAGUUACACCAAUAUAAAUGUGGUGCAAAAAGAAGGAUUUUGACAGUGGCUGCCAUUUGUGCAACUGAGUUGUAUUCCCUGUCACUCCUGCUCUGUAUCCCUUCCAUCUCUUUUUUAAUUUAUUCAUUUAUGUUUGCAGCUUACAGCUUACAGCAUGAAUGUGUAUAUAAAGAGAAAAAAACUCCCAUAAACUGUCCAAAGGAGACGGGGAAAAAAACAACUUUUAUAAAACUCUUCAGUAUUUAUUUUGACAGAACAAAAUGGGUAUUUUCAUGUAUUAAAAGAACAUAAAAGGCUUCUCUUUCUGGGAGCUGAAAUGUGUAUGACUUUUUUCUGUUGCUAUGUGACAGUUCAGAUAAAGGCUAA